CUCUUCUCCGUCCUCCGCCCACUUCUCUGAGUGACGUCAGCGGCUCCAGGUGAGGCAGGAGGGGCCGAGACGUGUGCAAAAAAAAAACAUGGGCGGAGACCCUGAGCAGGUAGACGCGCUACCUGAGAGUCCCGAACGCGUCACACGACGCCUGAGUCCUCACCGUCGACGGGUCUGCGCGCGGAGCUCCACCGUUCUUCUGUUGCCGAGGGAGAAGAGUCGUACAACCAUGGAAACGCAUACAAAAACACCACGGCUUCCUAUCGGCCAGCUGAUUUCCGUGCCUCACAAGGAUACAAUGCGUCUCCUGGAGGUGUACGUCAAGCGCAGCAUCAGCCUCAAUGACAGCACCCGGGGGAGUAAGAGGGCAACGGGGAAAGAAAAGUGGGUGAUGAUACCGAGAAAGCUAAGACGACAUUCCAGCGACCCUUCCCUUCACUUGGGCGGUGGACUAAACAACGGGAAGAUCGGUACAUUUUCCAGGGUGGAACCAGACCAGCCGGGACCGGGGGAAUCGGAGACGGGUCCGGUGGAAUCGGAGAAACCCGUGAAAAAACCCAAGAAGAACAAGAAGCCCUCGCUUUGGAAAAGCUUCCUGGGUAUUUUCUCCCGGAAGGUUAGCGAGGAGAAAGACGACGAGCUGGACGCUACCCCGCCGAUACCCGAGGUCCCCUCGGUAGCAGAGGCCUCUGACAGCGGGGACGCCUGCGUGCCCACAACGACAGUCAACUCGCAGAGAAGGAAGUUAUCGAGAAGUAAAUCCCUCAGAAGAAGGUUCUCCAAAAGGCGGAUAUCGAUGACGAAACCAAACAAAGCCGGUCGAGAUCUCAACCCCGCCGACAUCACUCGAGUUCAAGCCGUCAGCGUGGAAUCCACGUACAAUUACUACGAGAAGGUGACUGAGGAACUGGAGAAAAUUGUGCACGAGGUCCAAGAAAAUGAGGAAGUUGAACGUCUCUCUGAUGAGGAAGUAAUCGAUAGGAUCAUUGCUUUGACAAAGGAGGAGGGUGAUGCCAUCGAUGACAAGCUGAAAGACAACCCGACCCUGAGCAACUUCUUCAAAGGGAUGUCGUACUCUUCCUUCCAGAAGUUGGCCGACGCGUACCUGGAGACCGAAACGUCGCCGGCUCACAAUCCUCCCACUGUCCUGCCGACGGCGCCGGAGCUGGUGAAGUUGGCCUUCACGUUGGACUUUACAGCUAGAAUUGCCGGGCUCUCCAAACAGAACUUAGGCCACAUUACUGGCCUGGGGUGCCGUUAUCUGCACGAUCGAUUUGAAUACCAACAGGCGUGUACAGAUCAUCCAGGGUCUGACAGUGAUGACUGAGAGACAACCCGGCACCAAACAAUGUGGUUAAGGAUGUGUUGCAACUAUGAAUUCCUCCUUUUUCAAGAACACAAACGCAACCUAGCACACAUUUUAAGCUAAUAUUCAUUUGGUAUAUUCAUUUAACUUUUACUGUUUUUUUAUCGUAGAAAAGUUGCGCAAUUCUUCUGCAGUUUUUUUUCUGAUAAAAAAAAAAAAACACUUGAAUGGCUUUGGUAGAUUUUUAAUGUUUACUUUUCAAAGUGUGAAUUGUAAUAUCAAGUACAGUCUUAACACAUGGCAAUAUUUGAGAAAAGUAGAUUCUACAAUGACAAUGAAAAUGUGAUGUUCUUUUUUUUUUUUUUACAAAUCCACCAUUGAAUUCUAUAGGUUCUUGACAUUGAUUUGCAAUGCGAUAACCUUUAGUUGUAUAUAAGCUCGACUCUGUGCAAUAUUUGUUUUACAUUUCUAGGGUUGUAAAAUAGACUGACACCAUUUGGUUUUUUGCUAUGAAUGCUGGCAUCCAUAUCACAUACUCAAAUAAAAUGUUUAAUUUAA
This is a messenger RNA of Cyclopterus lumpus (lumpfish), 1864 nucleotides long. RefSeq lists its product as uncharacterized. NCBI's taxonomy places the organism in Eukaryota, Metazoa, Chordata, Actinopteri, Perciformes, Cyclopteridae. The record is from RefSeq and is a predicted model, not a curated record. The coding region runs from base 89 to 1327 and encodes 412 amino acids. The transcript is spliced from 6 exons.